Messenger RNA from Puccinia triticina, 483 nucleotides. RefSeq lists its product as uncharacterized. The record is from RefSeq and is a predicted model, not a curated record. The transcript has 4 exons. NCBI's taxonomy places the organism in Eukaryota, Fungi, Basidiomycota, Pucciniomycetes, Pucciniales, Pucciniaceae. Bases 1 to 483 code for a protein of 160 amino acids. Gene Ontology annotation, biological process: protein modification process. Gene Ontology annotation, cellular component: P-body.
AUGGGCGGUCAACAGAUCUACGGAGACAUUGGGCGGUCAACAGAUCUCAGCUUUAAGAGGGCUCGUCAUCGACACCCCAAGAAGGUGUGGAUUCUCAAGCCUGCCGUCGCCGACAAGGCUCAGGGAAUCCGGUUAUUUCGCUCCAGGGAGGAGCUCUACGAAAUCUUUACAGACUUCGAGAGGCUCGAGGAACUCGAAGAAUCCCAGGAACUCGAUGAUCCGCAAAAAGAGGACACAGGAGUCAAUGACGAGCGGCGUCAGACUUGGGUCUCCGUUUCUCAAAUGCGAGACUGGAUCAUUCAGGAAUACGUCUCUAAUCCGCUCUUGAUCGACCCCGCUAAACCGGAGACUUACUCUACCGAUAAAUCGGUUGAUCAAUUGUCUUUCCAUAAACAUCAUCUGAGUGUCUACGUUUUGGCUGUUGGCGCGUUGAGUGUCUCUCGGACCAAGGUUGUUCAAACUGUUGGUGACAGUCCUACCUGA